This is a messenger RNA of Eufriesea mexicana, 1581 nucleotides long. RefSeq names its product WD repeat-containing protein 46. The transcript is spliced from 6 exons. The record is from RefSeq and is a predicted model, not a curated record. Gene Ontology annotation, biological process: maturation of SSU-rRNA from tricistronic rRNA transcript (SSU-rRNA, 5.8S rRNA, LSU-rRNA). Gene Ontology annotation, cellular component: 90S preribosome; small-subunit processome; nucleolus. Gene Ontology annotation, molecular function: protein binding. The coding region runs from base 1 to 1569 and encodes 522 amino acids. NCBI's taxonomy places the organism in Eukaryota, Metazoa, Arthropoda, Insecta, Hymenoptera, Apidae.
AUGAAAUCUACAAAGAAUAGGUACUAUAAACGAGUACCAAUUAAAAAAGAAAUAUUAGAAAAAUACAAUAAAGGAGAAGGAAUUGAUUUGAAGUUAGGAACAACUAAAAUCAAAAAUAAGAUAAUAAGAGAGAAAUUUAAGAAAAAAGAGCGUAUUUUCCAUAAUAUAGUGAAGGAUACUGCUCGUACUGAAUUACUUCUAACAGAAGAUUAUGGUUGUUUGGAAGCAGAUGCAGGAGAAGUAACUGUACAAUAUAAACAAAAACAAAUUACAGACAAUGUAGAUAUAACCAGUGCAGCCAAGCAUUUUACAUUGAAUUUGGAAUUUGGACCAUAUUACAUAAAAUAUACAAAAAAUGGUAGACAUUUAGUAUUAGGUGGAAAAAAAGGUCAUGUAGCUGCUUUGGACUGGGUUACGAAAAAAUUAGCCUGUGAAAUAAAUGUAAUGGAAUCAAUACAUGAUGUGUCAUGGCUUCAUAUAGAAACAAUGUUUGCUGUAGCACAAAAGGAUUGGGUAUAUAUAUAUGAUAACCAAGGAAUUGAACUUCAUUGUUUGAAAAAAAUGAAUAAAGUUAAUAAAUUAGAAUUUUUACCAUAUCAUUUUUUACUUGCCAGUGGAUCUAGAGAAGGUUAUUUAGCAUGGUUGGAUGUUUCUGUAGGCAAAUUUGUAAAUGCAUUUCAUUCUAGAGUAGGAAACAUAGCAGUAAUGACACAAAACCCAACUAAUGCAGUACUUUGUGUGGGAGAUUCAAAAGGGGUAGUAUCUAUGUGGUCUCCAAACAGUAAGAACCCUUUGGCAAAAAUGUUGUGUCAUUCUCAAGCAAUAACAGCCUGUGCAGUUCAUCCUUAUGGAACUUAUAUGGCAACUAGUUGUCCAAACAGAUUUGUGAAAAUAUGGGAUAUUAGACAAUUAGCAGGUCCAGUGCAUAAUUAUCGCGUACGCGCACCUGUUCACCAUUUAUCAUACAGUCAAUGCGGUCAAGUAGCAAUGGCAAUGGGAAAUGUUGUAGAAGUUUACCAAUCGUCGACCAAUGAAAUGAAACCAUAUUUGCGUCAUAGAGCUGAUUGGACUGUGACAAGUAUGCACUUUUGUCCAUAUGAAGAUAUUUUAGGUAUUGGUACAAUGAAAGGGGUUUCUUCCCUUUUAAUACCUGGAAGUGGAGAAGCUAACUUUGAUGCUCUUGAGAGUAAUCCAUUCCAAACUAAGUCUCAGAGACGUGAAGCCGAAAUAAAAGCUCUGUUGGACAAAAUUCAACCAGAAUUAAUAUGUUUGGACCCAGUUGCUAUAACAGAAGUAGAUGUGCCCACCCUUAAAGAUAAAAUAAAAGCUAAAAAUAAUCUCUUACAUCUUAAACCAAAGGAUAUAGAUUUUAAACCUCGUAGAACAAAAGCUAAAGGAAAAGGAGGAACAGCUAAAGUAAUUAAGACCAAAAAGAUUUUAAAAGGGUUAAAUCAAAGGGAAACUAUCAAUGUACUUCGUCACGCAAAUGUUCGACCUGAUACAAAGAAAAUAGAAGAACCUCAGAAAGAUUAUGGGAUAUUAAAUAGAUUUUUGGUAAAAACUAGGUAAGACAACAGUUCA